AUGUUGUUGUUUUGAUCCGCAGUGUUCUCGGUGGUUCCACAAAUUCGCUAGUAACUAGUAUAUAUGGUGGAUCGGUUGGAAGAUGAACUCAGAAAUACAGUUGAACUGUAAAGCGACAAUUUGAAAGAAACAUUUCACUCAGCAAGCAAUUGUUGUACAUACUGCUAUUAGUUAUUCUUCUUACUGUUAUACUUCGUGCUUUGGGACAUUGCAUAGAGAAAUAUUUCCAGACUUAACGUGAACACAGAGAGGUUCUUCAUCGGAAAACUAGUCGAAAGAUGUCUAGCAGAAAGAAAGCCCCAGCUAUUGGCAUUGACUUGGGAACAACCUACUCCUGCGUGGGUGUGUUUCAGCAUGGCAAGGUGGAGAUAAUCGCCAACGACCAAGGGAACAGGACCACCCCGAGUUAUGUGGCCUUCACAGACACGGAACGGCUGGUGGGUGAUGCAGCUAAGAACCAGGCAGCUCUAAACCCAAGCAACACGAUCUUCGACGCCAAGAGACUUAUCGGUAGGAAGUUCAAUGAUAAGACUGUUCAGAGUGACAUGAAGCAUUGGCCCUUCAAAGUCGUUGAGGUCGAUGGUAGGCCGAAAAUUCAGGCAGAGUUCAAAGGUGAAACAAAGCUCUUUGCCCCUGAAGAGAUAAGUUCAAUGGUUCUGACGAAGAUGAAAGAGACGGCGGAGGCUUUCCUAGGUCAGAAAGUCACAGAUGCUGUGAUCACAGUACCAGCGUAUUUCAACGACUCCCAGAGGCAAGCAACGAAAGAUGCUGGUGCUAUUGCUGGGAUCAAUGUCCUCCGCAUCAUCAAUGAACCCACAGCAGCAGCUUUGGCUUAUGGACUUGAUAAAGGGCACAAGGGAGAGAAGAACGUACUGAUUUUUGACCUAGGUGGUGGUACUUUUGACGUCAGCAUAUUGACCAUCGAUGAAGGGUCGAUGUUUGAAGUGAAAGCAACCGCUGGAGACACGCAUCUUGGUGGGGAGGAUUUCGACAACAGAAUGGUGGCUCACUUUGUGCAAGAAUUCAAACGCAAGCACAACAAAGACAUGAGUAACAACGCAAGGGCCAUCAGACGUCUGCGCACCGCUUGCGAACGAGCAAAGAGAACCCUAUCCAGCAGCUCUGAAGCUUCUAUUGAGAUAGACUCUCUAUUCGAUGGUGUUGACUUUUACACAAAGAUCACAAGAGCCAGAUUUGAAGAGCUGUGUGGCGACCUCUUCCGUUCAACUCUGGUGCCUGUAGAGUCAGCUCUGAGAGAUGCUAAGUUGGAUAAGGGCAAAAUCGAUGAGGUUGUUCUCGUUGGCGGUUCAACCCGAAUCCCUAAAGUUCAGAAGCUGCUGACAGACUUCUUCAAUGGAAAAGAGCUGAACAAAUCCAUCAACCCAGAUGAAGCUGUAGCUUAUGGAGCUGCGGUUCAAGCUGCCGUGCUGACUGGCGACACUAGCGACACCAUUAAAGACGUUUUGUUGGUAGAUGUUGCUCCUCUUUCACUGGGCAUAGAGACAGCUGGAGGCGUCAUGACGCCUCUGGUCAAGAGAGGCACAACCAUCCCCACCAAAACCUCCCAGAUCUUCACCACGUAUUCAGACAAUCAGCCAGGCGUAGACAUUCAGGUGUACGAAGGUGAGCGUGCUAUGACCAAAGACAACAAUCUUCUCGGUAAAUUCCACUUAACUGGCAUCCCUCCAGCGCCCAGAGGCGUGCCGCAAAUAGAGGUCACAUUCGACAUCGACGCCAACGGCAUCCUAAAUGUUAGCGCCCAAGACAAGAGCACUGGCAAAUCCAACAACAUCACCAUCAAGAAUGACAAAGGGCGUCUGAGUCAAGCUGAAAUUGACAGGAUGCUAGCAGACGCUGAGAAAUACAAGGACGAAGAUAAGAAACUGCAGGAGAGGGUCACGGCCAGAAAUCAGCUGGAGAGCUACGUCUUCGGUGUCAAACAGGCGGUGGAAGCCGCAGGAGACAAACUCUCCUCCAGUGAUAAGGACACUGUAAUGACCGCCUGUGAAACGGCUCUCAAAUGGCUGGAGAACAACUCCCUGGCUGAGAAGGAAGAGUUUGAAGACAAGUUGAAAGAGCUACAAAAGAUCAGCUCCUCCGUCAUGGCGAAACUGCAUUCUCAAGGAGCACCCUCGUCUUCGUCUGGUCAGUCCGAUGGUCAUCACAGUGGACCAACGGUUGAAGAGGUGGACUAAUAGCCUAAUCUCACAUCAUACAUGCUAGGAUUAGUUUAGUCAGGAUAGUACCAAUUUAUAAUGUGUACAAACUGUGACAUUGUAACUUAUUUUGUAUUUUUUAUAUAUAUUCUGUAAAACUUAGGUAAUAGUCAUAUACUAAUCGUAAAUUCCAUUUUUCCAAAUAAAUUUAUCAAUAUCCAUAUGUCUUUAAAAAGUACUUGUGUCAUUUUUUAAAUUUGACUGUUUCUUUUCAUCAGUCAUUUGUUAAAUAUAUUUUUACCUUACAGUUUUAACAUACAAUUAGUAUUUUAUUUGAGAGUACAGAGGAAUUGUUUUGUGAGAAAAUUAAAGAUGUGUAUAUAUGACUGUGUGUAUAGAACAAAAUGGUGAUGUAAUUGAAAUGUGCAAUAAAAAGAUGAAACUAACAA
Messenger RNA from Biomphalaria glabrata, 2605 nucleotides. Its product is annotated as heat shock protein 70 B2-like. Gene Ontology annotation, cellular component: cytoplasm. Gene Ontology annotation, molecular function: ATP hydrolysis activity; misfolded protein binding; heat shock protein binding. Lineage: Eukaryota; Metazoa; Mollusca; Gastropoda; Planorbidae. The transcript is spliced from 2 exons. Bases 279 to 2195 code for a protein of 638 amino acids. The record is from RefSeq and is a predicted model, not a curated record. Gene Ontology annotation, biological process: cellular response to unfolded protein; protein refolding.